UAGUAUCAGUACCAUACUUGGCCAUUAUGUGUCGCCAGGCACACCUAAACCUAACAGGCGAAUACAUAUAUUUGACGAACAUCAUUACUAACCCUAUGUUUCAUAAAAAAUUGUGCAACUUAUGAAAAAAAAAUACAUCUUUGAAAAUGAUGGCACUAUUCCUUAAAUAUUUGAAAUUUUUAUUUCACAUACAAGUAAUAGUACAUGCGGUUUUAGAAAAUUAAUAAUUCAGUUUUUAAAAAUGAUGGGGUUUGUUUUAUUUAUUGUGAUUUGCAGUAUUCUGUACUGUAUUUGUACUUGGAUCAUACCAAGAGUAUUAGCAUGGCUUGUUGAAAGAAAAUGUAAAAUAAACUUACAAGUUGGUCAUAUUUCUCUUCCUUAUUUCAUUCUACGAGACAUCAUAAUUUCCACAAAUGGCUUCACUGUGGAAAUUGAAGAGUUUACCAUGCGCAGCAGUUUGUUUAGUAGCGAAGUUGCCAAACUACUGUCACUCAUGCUGCGAGGUGUACGAGUCAACAUUGAUGUUCCUGCAGUGUCAACAAGACAUAAAAAUCGCUCAAACAAAGUACUAGAUUUCAGAGACACCAAAAUCCCUUCGUUUAUCAUAACAGUUGUGCAAUUUUUAGCCAUAAACAUUGAAAAUUUAAGUCUAUUGGCACUUGGCAACGGCUGGCUGGCAAAUGGCAGUGCUGAAACUCUCUGUCUUGAUGGUAGUGUAGUACAUGGAGCUCGUACAUUACUUGGAACUGCAACUGUCCUCAACGGUGUUAUGAAAUUACUUCGCCAUGCAUCUGAUGCGUGCUUAGCUCAAAUUAACUUUGCUGGCACUGUUGAAGCUACACUCAGAGCUCAAGGAGAGUUUUCACUUGAGAAAUUAUUCGUGGGGAUCACACAGACUGAAGGUUCUGGGGGUGUUGGCCUCUUACAAUUUUUAAAAGAUAGAAAAUCUUUAUCCCCUCAAGCAUUAAAUUCCACAACACCAAAACAAUUUAAUUGUGAUGACGAAGUCCUAGCUAGAUUUUCCCCAAUUUUACCAAAGAAUCUGCUCAUAAAAUGUGGUAGUUCUACAAUAAUUGCUGGAAGGGAAGAUGGUUGUCAUGCAGGCCUAGAAUGCACAAUGAAAAGCUUACAAAUCAAUGCAAAAUUUCAACCAGCUGGUCCUCAAGUUUAUUUGGCAUUAAAUACAGAUGGGAUAUCAGUAAAAGGAAAACUUCCUGUGCUUUCAUUGCGUUUGCUUUCCAUUGAAUCGAGAUUAGAAGAGAAUAUUUUAAAAGUAGCAACACAAUUAAACAGUCUCUCAAUGACUUACGAUCACAAAGAUUGGGAAUCAAUGCUAAGUUAUGGAGUUAAAGAUAUUUUGAAACCAAACAUUAGCACGUCGCCAAAGAAUAAAUUUCCUGGUCUAAAAAUUCAAGCAAUUACUGAACUCUACGAAGCUUCACUGUUUAUAAAGUUACCUGAAGUUGAAGAAACUUUUUGUACAGUCGCUCAUGUCAAAUUUUCAAUGGAUCGAGUGGCUGAACAAGCUGAAGAAUGGAACACAGAGUUGACUCUGGAAUCACUGUGUUGUGCAUUUAGUGGCAAUUCUGCUGGAUCAUCUGAAUCAACACACCAGUGGGGAAAUCCUCUGUCGAUUGGUGUAUUUUUGGCCACCACGAGAAAAAACGCUAUUGGAAUUGCACUAAAUGCUUUAAGAACUGAGUGGAGUUUAGAACUUGCAAAAUUCCUUGAACGUGGAUUACUGUAUUGGAAAGAGCAUAAAAAAUUAAGUGGCGAUAAUAAUAGGUUUAACGACGAGAUGCUGCAAUUAAAUUUAAAAGCCUCGAAUUGCAAUUUCUUCUUCAUUGCAGAAAAUGAGUUGGCCAUUAUGGUGCGCUUAGACUCGGCUACUUUGGAGCGAAGUAUCAAGCGAUUUGUCGGCGUAGCCGAGGGCAUAUGUGCUAUAACGUUAAAUAGGAAUGAGCCAAUUAUUUGUGGACACGCACAAGCAUUAAGUCAUCCGUUCUUAGCUGUUAGAAAAUGUAAGACUGCCAUCACUCCUACUGCGAUAAAUAUCAGUCUCGAUGACACAAAUUUAGCUUGGAGUCCUAACUUACAUCUACGCUUACUGCAAUUGUGGAUCGAAUCGCAAGAUUUCCGAUCAAUCUUGUGGGACAGGAAGAUUGUAGCUGCUAUUAAUGAAAAGGCUACAGUAAAACGGCACUUGGAUAUCCUGUGCACCAACGAAAUAACCUUAGCAAUUGACAUUUCUCCGCGGCAUUUCUUGGAAUUGUCUUCGGAUCACUUGAGAUGGUCGCAGGGCGAGUGGAAACUCAAUUACCUUCGAGUAGCUUUGGAUAUGGCCGACAUAAUUACGAUUGAAGGUUUCAAACUGGUCCGUGUGCCAGAUAGCGAAGACGUCAGGCUAGAACGUCAGAAUAACGAAGGGUUCGAGGUAGAGUGGAAUGAAACUUGGAUGGUGAACAUUGAUCUGGCAAAGGCUUGCUUCCCUCAUGAACACAAGUUUGCCGAAGCUAUUCAGAAUGAAUUAUUCAGCAUCAGGAGAUGGCUCAAGGAAUUACAUUCUUCUAGUUCAAAGAAAGAAAAGCCGUUACCAUGUGAUCUAGUCAUUAAAAUAAAAGAAUGGAUUUUCGAAGUGAGCGACGAUCCAUUUGAGGUCCGCUUGCGCGACAACUACGAGCUCCUCGAGGACGAAUACAAGGAGAGCUUGAAGCGCCAGGCGAUGCUUGACACCAAAGUGCAAGAGCUGUUCAGGGCGCACCUUUUGCUACCCCAGGGCAAGGUUGAAGAGCUCUACGCAAGUUUAAACAAGAAGAACGCGGAAAUUUACGUGCAGCGCUGGAGACAGAUGCAGCGCGCCGGGCCAGCGCGCACCCGGCUCUUUGCCUGGACGAUGCUCGACCUGGAGAUCAUAGCUUUGGCCGAUCCGUCGAUUCACGGAUUGGAGCACGCGAUCCGCUCGCUCAAGGAGAUGGAUCCCGAGUCACCCUGGCCCGAUGACCUUGAAUUCAACACGCUCUGGGUAAGAGGUAUAGCCCUCAAGUGUCUCGAAUGGAAGCUCCAGCUUCGAGAUUUCCCGCAGCCCCUUUUGCUCGUCGAGGGCUUGAGUAUCUGGGGCAGGCUGGCUGGUGCCGAGGCACUUGCUCAGCCGAGGGCCAGGAGGACCGUGAGAAUCGAGGUGGGCACGCCCUGGGACGACAUUGUUAUCGAGCGAGGAAUGACUUCGUUGAAGUAUUACCAUGAUUUAAACUGGGAUAUAAAUAAGUACAGAUAUGCAUUCGGCCCGUGCUGGGAGCCGGUGAUAGCCCAGUGCAACUUGAGUUUUGAGAAAAUAAUUCAUCCAUCGCGCGAUCCCAGUCCACCACUGCCGUUCUGGGACAAGCUGCGACUGAUGCUGCACGGCCGGCUGACGCUCUGCGUGAAACAACUGACGGUCCUGCUGCAUGCCUCGCUCGAUCCUUACAACACGACCGAGGAGAUGGAGCUUACUUGGAGCGGACUCGAGCUCGACUGGACCCUAGGCAAGAUCAUCGUUAAGGGCGACCUCGACGUUUACGUGCGCACUGCCAGCAAGUACGACGACUGCCGACUGCUACACCUACCCAACGUCAGGCUAAGCAUCAAGCUAGCCUGGUUCUGUUUGGGGGAUCCCCGCGACCACCACGUCGCUAUACCGUGCGCCCCCGAUAAGCUACCCGAGUACACGAGUAACCAGCAACACGACUCCUUCCGCGCCUUCCGCUCUCAGAACCUCAACGUAAGUCUGUCCCUCGAGACGAAAACGGCAGGUUCGCCGACCCUGACGAACGCGCCCUCAGCCUUGCUGUACGGCAGUACGCUCCGCUGGUUUGAAAACCUCAAGCUGAUCCUGUCGGGUGCGACCCGUCCCACCCGCAAGGGCCCGCUCUUCAGAAAUAUCCGGCCCCGGAAGAAGCAGCUCAGCCGUCAUUACCGCAAGAUUCGUCUGACCCUGGCGUUCCACCGCUUCCACGUGAGCUACUGGAUGUCUUUCGCGAUGCAGCGUGGCUUCGAGGUCACGGGCGGCCGGGUGGCCUGCAGCUCCGAGCACAGCCUUAGCCUGCAUCCGAUCGACGACGGCCUGAUACACAGGCCUCGAGCCGAGUGGUCGAUCGCCUACAUGAACUGCGAGCUCAACGACGCCGAGAUCUGGCUCAAGAGUGCCCUCCAGGAGGAGGAGGAGAGCGCCUCGCUCAGGCAGCCCGUCGAGAAGUGCUACUGCCUCAGCGUCACUCGCGUCAGCUAUGGCAGGGAAGCAGUGGUGGCAGGCGUGAGCGCGGAUACACCGACCCACCGCUUGGUUGUGCACGACCUUAAGGGUGCCUGGACGAAGAACAAUCGUGACGUAGCGUUUGCCCUUUUCGACUCGUUCAUCAAAACCCAGCAACUCAAGAAAAAUUUGUCUACGGCAGCGCUCAAGGGUUUCCAUCGCGAGAGCAGCUCAACGCCGCACAAGAAUCGUAAUCCACGACCAGCUAUCGAUGCCAGCGCCCCGAACACGCCUGCGCAGGUGGUGACGCCUUCCUCUGCGACGAGCAAGCCCCAGCAAGGUGAGGCAGCUGCUAUGCUACAGAGGCUGAUUGCAGAGGCAGCAAACAAGCCCGUGGUCUUUAGCGAUGACACGUCCGUGCAGACUAGGGGCCAACAAUUGAGGGGACUCGCUGCCUGCAAUCAGGACGACGUGCUUCAUAAAAAUUGGCUGAUUGCUCUCGUAAAUAGCCAAGUACUGCUAAAGGGUAUCGAGACGCGAGGCUACGUCAUACUGUCUGCAGCCAAAGCAGAAAUCCUGCAAAGAGUUCACCGCCCGGUCUGGAAGGAUAGAACUCUCAUGUCAAAAACAACGUGGGUCGGCUCACUAGAGUGCAUGCAAUACUACGCCACUGUCAAUGCGAACAUCGACGACAACAUCAACGACAACAUCAUGUGGCUCACGUUGGACAACAUUCAAGAAAAGGAUUCGACCGUGAUUGCCGGUUUACCAGACGUGCCAGCCUUGGUGGGAUCAGGUCAAAGUGUCGGUGGAGUAGUGAGCCAAACGGUGGGCGGAGGAGGUGGGCCGCAGCAUCAGCUACAGCGCAUAGUAUCACGUUGCAAGUGCGAGUUUUUCUACGUGGGCUACGGCCAGGAUGCAGGUUUUCUUGGUGAUGUGCCACCGCUACCUGGUGAGGAGAUCAGUCCGUGGGAGCGCAAAGACCUCUCGGCAGCCGACGCCUUUACUCUUAUGCAUCACGAUUUAGACGUGUGCACGAAUUCCCUGCAGUACGCCAUGAUUUUGGACAUCGUUAAUAAUCUGCUGUUAUACGUCGAACCGAGGCGCAAAGAGGCCCUCGAACGACUGCAGCGUAUGAGGUUCCAGCUUCAGCUUCACUCGGAAGAAGAUCAAAAGCGUCCGAUUCAAGAGCGUCAGAACAUAGUGCGCGGAUUGGUUGCAAAGUUACGACGGCUGGAAAAAGAGGCGCAUCUUGUGCAGAAAGCCUUGAACGAGGAAUCCAGUCCUGAGCUUUUAUCGGAAAUAGAGCGGCUGGAGGACAGGGUUUUCGAAUGCAAAGAAAAGCUAAGCGCCAAGGCUGAAGAGCUGGACGUGAUGCUGAGCUGCUACAAAGAAACCACGGCGCCCGCUGCGGCCUCGACAACUCUGAAGGACAAACCUGCAGCCGUAGCUAGAGCAGCUGAAAUCUGUUUCAAGCACGCUCAAUGGAGGCUGACAGAUGCCGACGGCCAGUUGGGUAUUGCCGAUCUGAUACUCACUAAUUUCUUGUACACUAAGACCAGCAAAACCGACGACUCGGUGGAACAUUUGCUUGAGCUCGGUUACGUGCGGAUGACGAAUCUGCUGCCUAAUCAAGUUUACACUGACGUACUCACACCUACAGAGCUACAAAAUAACAUGCCCGUAGAUCGACAAAGGGCGCUCAGGGUUUUUUGCAGAGAAAAAGCUCCGGUGGCUGGAAUAUCGGUCAAAGAACACUUUGAAAUUAAUGUGGUACCUCUUACGAUCGGUUUGACAAAAAAGUUUUUCAACACCAUGUUGAAAUUCUGCUUUCCUGAAAGAGAUCCAGAAGGCAUAGAAGAACCACCUGUUCCACAGAGAGAAUCAUCGUUUUAUGUACCAAUGGAAAGAAGAGAGGACGUCGAAAAAAUGAAAGAACGCGCUGAUAAAAAUAAGUUAUUCAUCUACAUAAAAAUACCGGAGGUACCGGUUCGCGUGUCUUACAAGGGUAACAAAGAGAAGAAUUUAGAAGACGUGAGAGAUAUUGCUCUUGUGAUUCCUACAUUAGAAUAUCAUAAUGUGACGUGGACUUGGCUUGAUCUCUUGCUGGCUAUGAAGAGUGAUUCUAGGCGUGUGAUUCUUAGUCAAGCCAUUAAACAAAAGCUACAAAUAAAACCAAGAGGACCGCAAGAAGAAGUUACUCCCCAGGAAGAGGACAAAGCACGGCUCUUACUCGGAGCUAGACAUUUACCUGGUGAUGCGAGAAAAAAGAGCGUCUUUAAAUUUAAGUAAACACAUCUGGUUUUUUGUUUGUUUUUUUUUUUAAUACAAAGCAACUUUAAUUGAAUUGGUGAGUGCACACUUGCUUUUGUAUUUUUAACGGCAAAAAGUAGUUUUUGGUAUUUUCAUUUGGAUGUAGCUUGUAUGUUUGCAUUUUUAGAACUCUGCAUCAUUUAUAAAAACUUACCUUUUAUUUACUUGGUGAGGUUGAUAGUGCGUACAAAGUAUCAGGCGUUACCUUUUAUAAGAUUUUCUAUUGAGUCGCAUUUUUUGAGCGUAAAUUUUUUAACGCUUAAACUCAAGAGACCCCCUUUUUUAAUACAUUACAUUUUAUUUACUUACAAAUAAAUUUAUUUCACUGACUUUUUAUCCUAUUUUUAUUGACCCUUUAAAUUUUCGUUUUAGUACAUUUCUCAGAAAAUUAAGCAAUGAGCCAAAAAAAAAGUUAUAA
Molecule: messenger RNA, 6959 nt
Organism: Copidosoma floridanum
Lineage: Eukaryota; Metazoa; Arthropoda; Insecta; Hymenoptera; Encyrtidae
Gene: hob
Product: bridge-like lipid transfer protein family member hobbit
Source: RefSeq, a predicted model, not a curated record